Messenger RNA from Drosophila arizonae, 556 nucleotides. RefSeq lists its product as uncharacterized. Lineage: Eukaryota; Metazoa; Arthropoda; Insecta; Diptera; Drosophilidae. The record is from RefSeq and is a predicted model, not a curated record.
UCACUCUCUGAGUAGUUGAGAGUUGAGCAUUUUGCUGUGGAGAGUGAGCGGGAAUGCGAGUGUAAGCGCCAGUCGCUUGGCAACAUGUUGCGGCAGCAUGCAGAUACGCCCGGACGUAGUACUGCGCAACAUACGGGCAUCAAUAGUUCGCCCUCGCUCGUUCUCGUCGUGCGUGCUGUCUGCGACCUUCAAAAAGCAUAAUGAAAUCCGAGCAGCGAGCCCAAAACAAACUUGCCAGACAACAAAAAGGAGCAGGACAUUCAACCGGCUGCUUGGAGCUGGGGGCGCACAGACAGCCCCAGAGCCAUCCCAAGCCGGGCAGGACUGUGGGCCAAAGGCGGAUUCCCGAUUGCUGCUUGCGUGCGGUAUUAUCGUUCCCCGACGAGUCGUCCUUGGUCGUUCGCGCACUCAAUCCUUGAAGGUCACCCAGCAGCAACAGCAACAGAAACAACUGGAAUUAUAAUAACAUCCUUGCUCUCAGCAUAUUUUCCUGCUCUGCAUCCUGAUGGCAGCUAGGGUAGAGUCUGCCCCCAGCCUAAGCCAAUUUUAGGGUCUC